This is a messenger RNA of Ipomoea triloba (trilobed morning glory), 778 nucleotides long. RefSeq lists its product as uncharacterized. The transcript is spliced from 3 exons. The record is from RefSeq and is a predicted model, not a curated record. Bases 202 to 588 code for a protein of 128 amino acids. Lineage: Eukaryota; Viridiplantae; Streptophyta; Magnoliopsida; Solanales; Convolvulaceae.
UGCGGCGGGAGAAAGAGAAUAAUAAAAAUAAUAAUUCACUCUUUUGUUAGAUGAAAUAGAAACAAACGGCAAGUAAAAAUUGGGCUGCCCGCCUUCCCUGCCCGGCAAAGACUCCGCCUAUAAGUAAACCCUAACCUAGCUUCUGCAAUUCAAUUCAAUUCAAUUCAGCUUAGAUUAUUCGUUUGGAUUUGAGGAAUAGCCAUGGCCGCUAACACAUCUGGUGUCUCCAAUCCGAAACUGGAUGUCGAGUAUGAGGAUGAAGGUGAUGAUGAUUGGAGCUCAGCCUCUGAGUGGGAUUACGUACUGCGUGAAAUUUCAUCCGGCAGUCUUAAAAAAGAUGGUCCUGUGAUCCAUCAUCUCUGCAAAUUGGCUCUUAUUCAUUACCAGAAUAGCUAUCAGCCAGGAGAAACUUACGAGUUUGUGAGCCUGCAGAAGGUACUGUGCGGGCUUGUUUCGGGUAUAGAGUAUUCCGUCACAUUUUCGGCCAAAAAUCUGAAGAGCAAUGUGGUUGAAACAUUUGAAGCUCGUGGUUAUGAUUUCAUAGGAGAAGAUGAGUUGAAAAUAGUGAGUUGUGCUCUGAAAGAAUAGGGUAUUUAGCACAACUUUCUUGAAAUAAUAGGGUAUUGUUUAAGAAUUUCACCACUGCUCUCUAUGUGGUUUUAUUUUAGGAUUUUGCUGUAAUUUCCGCUGCUAUAUCAGAUUAUUAUGUCUCGCUGGCUGGCUGUCUGUAUUCGGAACUGAAUCAUGAAUAUUAUGGUCUAUUUUAUUAUUGUUUCUC